UUCAAACUAAAAUGGCAGAAGUCAAGCUCUUUAGCACAUGGUCAAGUGCUUUUUCUUUGAGGAUAGUUUGGGCACUGAAGCUCAAAGAUGUACCAUAUGAUACCAUCUUUGAAGAUCUCUCAAACAAAAGCCCUUUACUUCUUCAAUACAAUCCCAUUCAUAAGAAGAUUCCGGUGCUUGUGCACAAUGGAAAAUCAAUUGCAGAAUCUCUUGUGAUCCUUGAAUAUAUUGAGGAAACAUGGAAACAAAACCCUUUGCUGCCUGAAGAUCCUCAUGAUAGAGCCGCUGCACGCUUUUGGGCCAAAUUUGGUGAUGACAAGGUUUUUCCACCUAUUGUGGAUGCAUUCUAUAGUGAAGGGAAAGAGCAAGAGGAAGCUAUUGUGAAAGCAAAGGAGAACUUGAAGUACUUGGAAGAAGAGCUAAAGGGAAAGAACUUCUUUGGGGGAGAUCAAAUAGGAUUUGCAGAUAUUGCGCUAGGAUGGCUUGCACAUUAUUUGAAAGUGCUGGAAGAGAUAGCUAACAUGAAUCUGAUAGCAGAAGAUGAGUUCCCAUUGCUAUCCCAAUGGCAAAAGACUUUUGCAGAUGCUCACAUAAUCAAAGAGAAUUGGCCUCCUCUGGACAAACUUAUCACUAAAUAUCUGGCUUUCCGUGAGAAUGAACUUGCCAAGAAGUUGAAGCCGGCACCUAAAUGAAAUGAUUUUUCACAACAAAGAUGGACAAGAGCAAGAGUCAGGUAUCAUUCUCAAUAAGUGAUAGAAGUAACAAAUUGAAAAUUGUUAUCUUCCUUUUCAUCCAGUGAGCUGCAGAAUGUAAACUCUAUCUUCUUUGCACGACUGUUAUUGGCCAAUUUGGAUCUCCUCAUCAUGAAAAAAAGUAGUGUUCUGACUUUUCUCAAUCAGGGGAUCCAAAAUGUCGCCAUAAUUCAAUAAAUAUGGCGAUUUGUAUCUGCAUAUACAGAGGCAAAAAGUAAAUGAAGUCAGCAUGCACUCUGCAAUCCACAAAUUUACCUAAAGUCUAUAGACAUGAGAAUUUUUCAUUCCAUUAUCAAACUUGAAUCAUGUUA
Fragaria vesca subsp. vesca is the source of this 1063-nucleotide messenger RNA. Its product is annotated as probable glutathione S-transferase-like. Bases 12 to 692 code for a protein of 226 amino acids. Gene Ontology annotation, molecular function: glutathione transferase activity. NCBI's taxonomy places the organism in Eukaryota, Viridiplantae, Streptophyta, Magnoliopsida, Rosales, Rosaceae. Gene Ontology annotation, cellular component: cytoplasm. Gene Ontology annotation, biological process: glutathione metabolic process. The transcript has 2 exons. The record is from RefSeq and is a predicted model, not a curated record.